Molecule: messenger RNA, 1391 nt
Organism: Achroia grisella
Lineage: Eukaryota; Metazoa; Arthropoda; Insecta; Lepidoptera; Pyralidae
Product: aminoacylase-1-like
Exons: 9
Coding region: 120-1313 (397 amino acids)
Biological process (GO): amino acid metabolic process
Cellular component (GO): cytoplasm
Molecular function (GO): aminoacylase activity
Source: RefSeq, a predicted model, not a curated record
GAUUGCAACAAUCAGUAUUUAAUGAGUCUUUGAACAACAAACUUCUCCAGUUGUUAUCAUACACAUUUGUAAAUAAUACGAGUUCAUAAACAUUGUUAAGGUAUAUCGUCAUAGUGAUUAUGGGAACAGAAUGGAUGAAAGAUCCUGUUAUUCAAAGAUUCAGAGAGUAUUUAAAAAUUCCCAGUGUACAUCCAGACGUAGACUACGGAGAUUGUGUGAUCUUCCUCAAGAAGCAAGCGAGUGAGAUCGGCUUACCAGUGGUCGUUCAUGAACUCGUACCAAGGAAGCCGGUCGUGAUCUUCACAUGGAUUGGGUUAAAGCCACAACUGCCGUCAAUACUGCUCAAUUCUCAUAUGGACGUGGUCCCUGUUUAUGAGGAGUACUGGUCGCACCCUCCUUUCGACGCAGUUAUAACCGACGAUGGGUUUCUGUAUGGUCGAGGAACACAAGAUAUGAAAGGAGUCGGAAUGAUGCAUUUAGAAGCAGUCAGGCGGUUGAAGAACUCUGGAGCGAGACUCCAACGAACUGUUCAUAUAUGUUUCGUUCCUGAUGAAGAAACAGGUGGUAUUGAUGGUAUGCGAAAAUUCUCGGAAUCGGAAGAAUUCAAGAAGCUCAAUCUGGGAUUCUGUUUGGAUGAGAGUAUGCCCAGUGAAAACAAUAAGAUAUUAGCUUUCAACGGUGAAAGAACAAGCAGACAAAUUAAGAUAACAUGCAAAGCAGCGCCUGCACAUGGAGCGCUGUUAGAAUCUAAUACCGCUGGUGAAAAAUUAUAUUACAUAAUUGAUAAGUUUAUGAAAUUACGAGCAGAAGAAAAGAAGAAGCUUGAUAAUGGAACCCCUCUUGGUGAAGUGACUACUAUAAACAUGACACAAAUUGAGGGUGGAGUGCAAAUAAACGUAUUACCAGAAAGCUUAUCCGUAUCUUUCGACAUCAGAAUUGCGCCUGAAUAUGAUCAUGCUGCAUUUGAAAAUAUGAUAUCGACAUGGUGCAGAGAAGCAGGAGACAAUGUCAGUUUUGAAUAUAUUGUAAAAAAUCCUGAAGUAAGAAGCACUAGAAUUGAUGGUUCUGUUCCAUUCUGGAAUGUUCUUAAAACAUCGAUUGAAACAUUGGGUGUACCUAUUAAAUGUAUUACGUGUCCAGGGGCAACAGAUGCCCGUUACAUUAGAAGGCAAGGCAUUCCAGCAAUAGGCCUCAGUCCUCUUAUUAGUACUCCUCAGCUACUGCAUGCACAUGAUGAAAGAAUUCACGUUGAAGUCUACAAGCAAGGUAUCGAUAUAAUGGAGAAAAUAGUGUCAGCUGUAGCUAACGUUUAAGUAAUAUUGUUUAUCGAUAUAAAUAAAUACAAUACCUGACUUUAAUAUAUAAUACUAAUAAAUAUUUACAUUGUGUUA